Cooperia oncophora is the source of this 582-nucleotide messenger RNA. Lineage: Eukaryota; Metazoa; Nematoda; Chromadorea; Rhabditida; Trichostrongylidae. The record is from the annotation of a GenBank genome assembly.
AUGGAAGACGUAGAGAAGGCUAGAGUUCGUCGAGAAAUCUCAUCGUCAUUCAGAAUCAACGCCCUUGAGGCGAAGAAGGAAGUGCUGGAUAUUUGUGUGGAAGCAAUCUAUAAAUUCGAUAAAGAGAAACGAAAGAAAUGGAUGACGAAAAUUGUCGAAACCAUCAGGAAGCAAUCAAUAUCCACGUCGGUUGUCACUCAGGACGUCAUCCGUGAAGUCUUUUCCCAAAUUUCUAAUCGAGGAGCGCAACAAAGCACCUCGUUGUUCAACGUGUUCGAUUCAUUUUCUAUACGUCGAUUUGUAUUUGAUGCAAAUUGUCGGAAAAUGAUGGCUGUUGAUGAACCUCCCAAAGUGAUAUCUACAGUUGAUAAGGCCACUGAUGCAAUCAGGCACAGAUUUCAACUUGUUACUCAGCGGAUAGCCCGGUGUAAACAACUGCAGAGUAUCAAAUUCAGUACAAUCGAAUCUCUGCUAGGAAGUUCGCGAGUGCAAAACGAUGUCAUCGUUAUUGGUAUGCUCACACAACAAAAGGUAUGUUUCGAACUUUUACGAGUUCAACUGUCAAAUGCAAGCGGAGCUGAG